ACGAAGCUCAACACAUACAAAGCAAAGCGUCUGUCUACCGCUUGGCCUUUGGCUGCUCAAAACAAUUAAGCUCAGUUUGAUUUAAAUAUUGAACGUGUAAACAACUGCAAGUGUGCUCUAUCUGAACUAAAACAAAAUGGCAAACAAAACACUUAUUUUCACUCUAUUUGCUUUGAGUUUGGUGGUUAUGUCCUUGGCUGCUGGCGAUUGUCCUUCGUCGACCAAGGUGCAGACAUGUACCCCCAAAUGUUUACACGACUCGGAAUGCAGUGCCAUUGGCGGUAAAUGUUGUCCCAAUCUGUGCAAUGGACGCUCUUGUGUCCAACCAAAUCUCUUAAGUAAUUCUGGCAGCCGUGACACUUCGCCAUUCUCCAGCAAGAACUCCGGCUCCAGUGGUUCGUACUGCGGUAAUGUCAAAUGCAGCUCUUUUGAAAAAUGUGAAUCGGAUCGUUCCACCAAGAGACCCAAAUGUGUGCGUGCCUAAUCGGAUGUGGGGUAGAUGCUAAGCUGUGGUGACAAAUUGCCGAUCAUCUUUCCAAUGAAGGGCAUUCUCUACGUGUUUUUUUUUUUUUUUUUUUUUUUUUUGUUCACCAACAACUUGAUGUAUGUUUUUUUUGAAUAAUAAAACCCGUUUAUUAACAUUUUA
This is a messenger RNA of Musca domestica (house fly), 646 nucleotides long. RefSeq names its product waprin-Thr1. Gene Ontology annotation, cellular component: extracellular region. The record is from RefSeq and is a predicted model, not a curated record. The transcript is spliced from 4 exons. Gene Ontology annotation, molecular function: peptidase inhibitor activity. Bases 137 to 484 code for a protein of 115 amino acids. NCBI's taxonomy places the organism in Eukaryota, Metazoa, Arthropoda, Insecta, Diptera, Muscidae.